Molecule: messenger RNA, 1879 nt
Organism: Austrofundulus limnaeus
Lineage: Eukaryota; Metazoa; Chordata; Actinopteri; Cyprinodontiformes; Rivulidae
Gene: efna1b
Product: ephrin-A1b
Exons: 5
Coding region: 267-980 (237 amino acids)
Biological process (GO): ephrin receptor signaling pathway; axon guidance
Cellular component (GO): plasma membrane
Molecular function (GO): ephrin receptor binding
Source: RefSeq, a predicted model, not a curated record
ACAUUUUUCAUUUCUUCUAACUUGCUGAUAAGUGGAUAAAAUCACUGAAUCACUAAAAAAAAAGGUCAUUUUAUCUUCUGUGGAGCUGUUUUUGUUUUCAGUGACGGAGGGAGGGUGCGCAGCUCCCGGAGCAGCGAUGGGCGGUCCCUGGCAAGAAGAGCUGCGCUCCUAUUGGGUGGUGGCUGUUCUUCGUAGGCGGAGCCAGCAGAGAACAAAUACUCGAGCUGCGCUGACGAACUGCAGAGGUUCCUCGGAGGAACGAAGCCAUGGAUGUGGUGUUCCGGGUGUGUUUGGUGCUGACAGCCGGAGCGUGGUUCGGCUCGGCGGAGAGACACAGCGUGUACUGGAACAGCUCCAACCCCAGCUUCAAGGAGGACGACUACACGGUGGAGGUGCGCAUUAACGACUACCUGGACAUCGUCUGCCCCCACUACGCCCACGGAGAGGUGCUGUCGCAGCUGGCCGAGCGCUACGUGCUGUACAUGGUGGAGAGGGAGGACUACGAGGUGUGCAAGCCUCACUCCUUCGAUCAGCUCCGCUGGGAGUGCUCCCGCCCCUUCGCUCCCCACGUGCCGGAGAAAUUCUCUGAGAAGUUCCAGCGCUUCACGCCCUUCACCCUGGGAAAGGAGUUCAGGCAGGGGGAGAGCUAUUACUACAUCUCCAAACCGAUGCAUCAGCACGGACACCAUCAUCACGGGAAGGACUGCCUGAGGCUGAGGGUGGACGUCGUCGGACACAAAGGCUCCUCAAAGUCUCCCUCGGACAAAUCCAAAGCAGAGGAGACGCAGAAAGAUGAAAGAAAAGGGACGUUUCUGGCUGCUGGAGGCGUCCACAACCCCACCAACGCACUCCCAGCAGAUGAUCCUGCUGUGAUGGAGCCAAACGUCCAGAGGAGCAUCGGCAGCUCUGCAGCACAGCUGCUGUCUGUGUCCGUCUUAUUUACCAUCAUCCCCGUUUUAUUAACCGCCGCGCUGCGCUGAACCCAACCACAGGCCCAAACAGAGACUUUUCUAAACCAAUGCUGGUUAUUGGCUCACAGAUUUAUUUUUUAUAAACUCUCCUUAUAAAUAUAAAUGAGCAUGUUUGUGUUGUUCAGUGUGUGUUUGACGUGUUUGUGUGAAUGUGGAGCGUGGAGCGCUCCAACAAAAGAGGACCUCAAAGUUGAUUUUUUUUACGUAUUUUUUUCUAUCGUUUUGAGGAUGUAAAUUUAAAAUUUUGGACUAUUUAAGAUGUACUACUUUUUUCAGUCGUGAACAGAAACUACGAGCAACAAGAAGCUAGGAAUAUGAGUGACGUCACAUCACCCUGACCCUGUUUUUAAUGUUCAUGUCGUUGGUACAGCUGUGCUUUGUAUCACCAAACACUUCUUUUUCCUCCUCUACAUGUAGAGAAUUUAUUGUUUUUGUUGUUGUUUGUUUUGUCGGUGAAAGUGAUAGAACUAAUGUAGGAUAUUUGUCAGGUUGUGUAGCACUCAGCUCCUGUUCACAACAUUGGAUUUAAAUUCUUUUUAUUAGUUUUUCUGGUCAAACUUUAGUAAGAUGCUGUCCUGCUGAUGAGACAAAAAGUGUUUAAACUAAACGAUGGGUUUCUGAUUCGGCAAUAAACUUAAAAUUUUAAAUGUUUUGUCUUUAAAAACGAGAAUCAGGAGCUGAGCUUCAUCAGUUCAUCUCAUCUCCACCGUCUCGAUGGUUUUAUGGUACACUGGUUGAUGUUUGCAGAAAUCAUCCUCGAAAUGAAGAAGCUUUUGUUCGUUUGUUUCUCCUCGAACAUGCUUGACUCGUUUUGUAAAUUUGUACAUAAGAUAAACCACAAGGCACUGUUUUAAGAUGUGAAAAAAUUAUUUGGUGAAAUUAAAAAACAAUGUUAUGAAAUGAAUUUU